AUGGGUGAAACCAAAGAUACCCACGUAGUCGAGAUCCCGGUUGAUCAGGAACAUCAUCAUCAACACAAGAAUGUCUUGUGUUCCAUGACAAGUAACAUGAUUGAGGCAAUAGAGGACCACCCUCUGACGGAAAUAUCGGAAAGCCCUGGUCACCUUUUACUUCUGAGGCUAUGGCAAAGAGAGGAAGAACUCUUUGCAAAACGUAUUGCUCACAAGGAGACAAGAAUGGACACUAUCAAAGCUGAACUCUUUCAACUCUCUUCUUUCUUCUUCAUCUUCCAUGGCUUCUUCCUAACCCUCUUGUUCACUUCCUGGGCCAAGGCCCACCAAGAGGCCCUGCAGGGCCACCACAGUGUUUGUCACAAGUGGUGGCUCCCUUCCAUGGUGUCCCUUUGCACUUCCCUUGUGUUUGUGGUUCUUGUUCAGGUGAAGGUGCAUAGGUAUUGGAAGGUGUGGAGGCAGUUGCAAAGGGAGAGGAGUGAUGGGAGGGCUGUGACAAGGUGCAUUCAGGAGUUGAGGAUGAAAGGGGCUAGCUUUGAUCUGUCUAAGGAGCCUAACAGUGGGAAGAGGAUGAAGAGCUCCAGUGUUGAGAUCAAGUGGGGACCACUCACAUGGUGUUCUAAGAACUUACUCACCAUUUCCCUUGUUUGCUUUACAGGUUUGCUGUUUCCUGCUUCCAAGUUGGUCCUUUGUGGCUUGUGA
Molecule: messenger RNA, 702 nt
Organism: Sphenostylis stenocarpa
Lineage: Eukaryota; Viridiplantae; Streptophyta; Magnoliopsida; Fabales; Fabaceae
Source: the annotation of a GenBank genome assembly